Molecule: messenger RNA, 1041 nt
Organism: Micropterus dolomieu (smallmouth bass)
Lineage: Eukaryota; Metazoa; Chordata; Actinopteri; Centrarchiformes; Centrarchidae
Product: B-cell receptor CD22-like
Exons: 6
Source: RefSeq, a predicted model, not a curated record
UGGUUCAAGAAUGGACUGAAAAUGGAAAGGGUGGAGACAUCUUCUUAUAAAGAUCAGUUUUAUCCUGGAGACAUCAUCUCCUGUGCUGUAAAAGGACAUGAGGAUUUCCGCUCUCCUUCAGUGUAUGCUCCAAAGCUUCCCUCUGUGUCAGUGAGUCCCUCUGGGGAGAUAUUGGUGAACAGUUCAGUGACUCUGACCUGCAGCAGUGAUGCUAACCCAGCAGCUAAAUACACCUGGUACAAGGAGAACCAAACACUUCUCAGUGAAGAACCACAGCUUGUUUUCAGCUACAUCCAGUCCUCUGACUCUGGAGAGUAUUACUGUGCAGCUGAGAACCAGCUGGGGAGGAAGACAACUAAAUACAUCAUUAAUGUGAAAUAUGCUCCAAAGCUUCCCUCUGUGUCAGUGAGUCCCUCUGCUGAGAUAGUGGAGAACAGUACAGUGACUCUGACCUGCAGCAGUGAUGCUAACCCAGCAGCUAAUUAUACCUGGUACAAGGAGAAUGAAGACUCACCAAAAGCAUCAGGACAGAACUUCACCAUCACUGACUUCAGAGCUGAACACAGUGGGAAUUAUUACUGUGAAGCCCAGAACAGAAGAGGACGUCAUAACUCCACCUUACAUCUGAUUGUUGUGGCAGAUGCUCCAAAGCUUCCCUCUGUGUCAGUGAGUCCCUCUGCUGAGAUAGUGGAGGGCAGUUCAGUGACUCUGACCUGCAGCAGUGAUGCUAACCCAGCAGCUAAUUAUACCUGGUACAAGGAGAAUGAAGACUCACCAAAAGCAUCAGGACAGAACUUCACCAUCACUGACAUCAGAGCUGAACACAGUGGGAAUUAUUACUGUGAAGCCCAGAACAGAAGAGGACGUCAUAACUCCACCUUACAUCUGCUUGUUGUGGCAGUGAAAUCAACAAUGAUAAUAAAUAUCAUCAGGGUGACUCUGGUGCUCGUGAUGACGAUUCCUUUGUUUUGUCUGUGGAUGAGGAAGAAGAAAACUCUGAGCUCCACCACUGAACCAGAUGAACCUAUAGAGACUAUAGAG